Messenger RNA from Talaromyces rugulosus, 1617 nucleotides. RefSeq lists its product as uncharacterized. The record is from RefSeq and is a predicted model, not a curated record. Gene Ontology annotation, cellular component: membrane. The transcript is spliced from 10 exons. Gene Ontology annotation, biological process: transmembrane transport. Gene Ontology annotation, molecular function: transmembrane transporter activity. The coding region runs from base 1 to 1617 and encodes 538 amino acids. NCBI's taxonomy places the organism in Eukaryota, Fungi, Ascomycota, Eurotiomycetes, Eurotiales, Trichocomaceae.
AUGACGGACAACACAAAAUCUCAAGAUUACCACGGGGUAGAAACAAUUGAGCAUGCGCCAGAGCAUUGCAUCAACGCCCAUGGAGAAAAUAGUGGUAAAGACAGAGCGGCGGAAGUGCUACACAACGCCGGCCACAGCGCCAUACUCACGCCUGAGAACAACGCUCGAGUUUUGCGUUUAAUUGAUUUGAGAGUUCUACCCAUCGUACUGGGAAUAUAUUUUCUUCAGUCCUUGGAUAAGACUACACUUGCCUACGGCUCUGUCUUUGGCUUGGUCACAAAGACUAAUCUGCACGGGCAGCAGUACUCAUGGCUGGGCGCGGUUGUCUAUCUCGCCCAGCUCGUGUGUCAGCCUCUUGUUGCUUAUCUUCUCGUCAAAGUUCCAUUGGGAAAGUUCCUAGCAGUGUCAGUAUUUUGCUGGGGAGCCGUCCUAGCUGCAAUGUCUGCUGCCAACGGAUUUGCUGGACUCCUCGUUUGUAGACUCCUGCUCGGUGCCUUUGAAGCCGGUGUUGCGCCUGCUUUUAUUUCUGUUACGCAAAUGUGGUAUCGACGACGGGAGCAGCCUGUGAGACUCGGGGCCUGGUACGCAAUGAACGGUAUAACGAACAUGUUUGGCAGCCUGAUCUCAUGGGGAUUAGGGCAUAUUAGCUCCUCAACGCUGGCCCCGUAUCAGAUCAUAUUUUUGUUCUUCGGGGUCCUUACAGUCGCAUUUUCAGUUGUUAUAUUGAUUUUUAUGCCCGACUCACCACUUGAUACAAAUUUUCUCAAAGGAGAAGACAAGCUGGUGGCCGUUGAGCGAUUGCGCCUCAAUCAACAAGGCAUCAAGAACGACAUCUGGAAAUGGGAUCACGUCAAAGAAGCCGUUUUUGAUCCCAAAACCUGGCUGUGGUUUGCCAUGCUUUUCUCGAUAUCAGUUCCCAGUGGCGGCAUCUCGACUUUUGGCCCGCUCAUCAUCAAGGGCUUUGGGUACAACGAGUUCAAAACGAUCCUUUUCAACAUGCCUUUUGGUGCGGUUCAGUUGAUUGCAACGAUGGGAGGGGCAUAUAUUGCCAUGAUAUGGAAGCUAAAAAGCCCCGUCCUGAUGUUUCUGUCAAUCCCGCCAAUCAUCGGAUGCGUGAUGCUAUUGCUUCUAAGUCACGACACUGCUCACAAAGGUCCGCUCUUGGUAGGAUACUAUUUAAUCUCAGUAUACCCUGGAAUCACCCCCCUGAUAUACUCGUGGCAAGCUGCAAACACGGCUGGCGAGACCAAGAAGAAAAUCACCACGGCUAUCAUGAUCGUUGGCCAAUCAGCUGGAAACGUCCUCGGUCCUAAUUUGUACACUACCGAAGAAGCUCCUCUUUACCGUCGAGGCCUCGUUUCCAACCUUGUUCUUUUUAUUUUAUUGAUUAUUAUUUAUGCUAUACAGAUUAUCAUCUUGAAAAUCCAGAACCACAGGCAUGAGAAGAGGCGCGAAGCCGUUGGUAAGACAAGAAAGGUGGUUGACAAGUCCAUGUCGGCCGUCAAAGCCGGAGACGAUGAUAUUGAUUCCAAGACGACCGCGAACACGCUGGAGGAGGAUCGGUCUUUGGACGAUGCAACGGAUUGGCAAAACGAGGAUUUUGUUUAUGUUUAUUGA